AUGUCUCCAGAUACUCAUUAUAAUGAUUCAAAUAUCAUUGAACUACCUUCAUUGACGAAAAGAGUGACUCAGAUUGUUUGUUCAAUUAUAUGGUGUUUGUUGGCAGCCGGUCCGGUCUUUGGUUUUGCAGCUUUGAAGCCAAUUUUAUUAGCUGAAGGUGUUUAUAGUGAAAAAUGUACUGCUAAAGAUUGUAUUGAACAGGAUUUAUCAUUGAAUUUCCUCUUCACUAUAGCAUGCAUGGUUACUAAUAUAAGUGCAUUGCCGGUUGGUUCUAUUUUGGACAGUUAUGGUCCUAAAGUUACCGGAAUCAUUGGCUCUUUUAUUAUAUUACUUGGUUCGUUAUCAUUGCAAAAUGCUAAAUUCAUUAAUUGGUUUGAUGGUUAUCUUUUCGGUUAUACUUUUUUAGCUCUUGGGGGUCCUUUUGUUUUCAUUUCGUGCUUCCAAUUGGCAAAUAGCUUCCCUAAAAAUUCAGGGUUGAUUUUGGCUUUGUUAACUGGGUCUUUUGACUCUUCUUCAGCUUUAUUCUUAAUUUACCGGGUAAUUUAUAAUAAUUAUUUUGAAUUAUCUUUGAAUCAGUUCUUCACUUACUAUUUAAUCGUUCCAUUAUUUAUUUUUGUUUGUCAGUUAUACGUUAUGCCAGUUGAUUCUUAUAAGACCAUUGGUACUUUGGCUAAAAUUGCCGAAACUGCAAUUGAUGAAACUGGUAAACCAAUGAAUAGAGAUUUAUUAUUACCUCAAGAUCGUCGGGAAUCUUUCAACUCGGAUAUUCAGUCUUUCCCUCAACCAAGUAUUACUGAAACUACUUCUUUAUUAAUGAAUGCUGGUUCUCAUUCAAGAAGAGCUUCAGUAAUCUCGAGAUCUUCUUAUGCUUCUAGAAAUUCCGUCAAGUCGGUUUAUGAACAAGAUGCUGAAGAUAAAUUAAUUAAUUCCUCCGGUGGGGUCUUUGGUAUUAUGCAUGGGUAUACUAUUACUGAACAAUUAAAAUCUCCUUGGUUCUUAUUAAUGACUUUGUUCACUACCAUUCAAAUGUUGCGUAUCAACUACUUUGUUGCUACCAUUAAAGCUCAGGAAUUAUUCCUAUAUCAUGGUGACGAGGAUUUAGCCACUACAAUUAAUCAUUUCUUCGAUUUAGCCUUACCUUUAGGUGGUUUGAUUUCAAUUCCCUUCAUUGGUCUUUUGCUAGAUAAUUUAACUACCUUAACUAUCUUGAUGAUUUUAUCAAUAGUUUCAAUCUUUAUCGGUAUAAUGGGGAUCCUUUCCUGGUUGCCCGGUACCUAUCUCGGAAUCGUUUGUUUGGUGGUUUAUAGACCUUUUUAUUACACUGCAGUUUCAGAUUUUUGUGCUAAAGUUUUCGGUUUCGAUACCUUUGGCACCGUUUAUGGUACCAUCAUUGCAUUUUCUGGGGUUUGUAAUAUCUUACAACAAUCUAUGGAUAAGUUAACUCAUGAAAUUUUCCAUAUGAAUCCAAUUCCAAUCAAUUCCGUAUUAACUUUAUUAACUUUUAUCUUUGCCGUUUCUUUGAUUGGUUACGUUAGAUCUCAAGAAUUGGAAUUGAAAAGAAAAAAUUUGGAAUUAGAAGCUCAAGAAGCUACAGUAAGAGGAAUUCCUAAUUAA
Molecule: messenger RNA, 1614 nt
Organism: Hyphopichia burtonii NRRL Y-1933
Lineage: Eukaryota; Fungi; Ascomycota; Pichiomycetes; Serinales; Debaryomycetaceae
Exons: 1
Coding region: 1-1614 (537 amino acids)
Cellular component (GO): fungal-type vacuole membrane
Source: RefSeq, a predicted model, not a curated record